Heterobilharzia americana is the source of this 2082-nucleotide messenger RNA. NCBI's taxonomy places the organism in Eukaryota, Metazoa, Platyhelminthes, Trematoda, Strigeidida, Schistosomatidae. The record is from the annotation of a GenBank genome assembly.
AUGGAUGACAAAAUUCCUUCUGUGGUGGAAAUUAUUGGCGCUUUCCGUCUUCAUUUAGGAAAAAUCGGUUACAUUUCACAGAGUGAAGUGACGCUGCCAACAGACCGAAGUGAUUCUUCGAAGAACAAAGUGAUUGAUUUCAUCCUCAAAAUUUCUGACUUCGUGAGGCUUUGUGAUGAUGCAAAGCUUUUGGAGACUUCGCUUCUAGGUACACUGCUGCAAGAGGUUGCUUCCCCCUUAUUGUCAUCAAGUGUAGUCGCUUCAUUUUUUGGUUGUAUUUACCAAUCUACUGAUUAUUGGCCAUACUUUUCAGCUGGUUUUCUGAAGGUCUUUCAUGUACUUUCAUAUACGUCGACUCCAAAUGCCUACUUUAAUUUCCCAGACAGUGAAUUUUCUAGUAUUGCUCUACCCCCUACAGAUAAGUGGCCAUGUCAGAGUGGUUGGACACUGCAGUGUUGGAUAUACAGACAUCCUUCAUCCAGACGUAACAGUAAAGUGCAUUUAUAUUGUUUCCAAACCGGUGACCGUCUUGGAUUUUCUGGUUACUUUGUGGAUGAAGUUCUUUUCCUGUCUUUAGCCCGGAGCAAAAAGAAGGUUGAUGAGUUUCCAGUAAAUUUUUAUUUCCAUCUGCAUGAGUGGUAUAUGCUUACAAUUGUGCACUCUUAUGUUCGAUGGAGUGGUGGCAAUAUUUUGUGCUACGUUAAUGGAGUUUUGGUAUCAAACUUUGAUAUCACAUGGCAUUUAAAUUCCAAUGAGAUAUUUAAGACGUGUCUUAUUGGUCAGUCGAGUGACUCUGCUGAUGGAAGUUGCUUCAGUGGACAUAUCUCCACCAUAAUGGGAUUCAUGGAUGCCCUAACACCUGAACAAAUUGCUUAUAUUUACGCCUUAGGUCCAAAAUACCAGGGUCAGUUUCGUUUUGAAACGGAAAGUUAUGAUGAAUUGACUUUAAAUCUAACGAAAACUACGAUAGACUCUAAUAAACUGCACAAUGCACUCAUAUUUGCCUAUAAUCCUCUUGCUUGUGAUGGCCGUUUAUGUCUAAAUCAAGCUGUGAAUUUUCAUCAAUCAAAUCAAAUUUCACUACACGCUAUAAUGAAUGGGAAUGUUUCUUCAGUAAUAAGCGUAGCAGUGUCAGACGUACUUAUAAGUUUGGGUGGUAUACAGUUAUUAUAUCCUUUAUUCAGUCGUUUGGAUUGGCCUGUUGAAAAAUUUAAUGGUUUCGGAGAUGAUUCUGAUCUUUCGAAGUUACUCUCUUUGCAUCCAUCAUUUACAAACCUUCAACCUUCUAUACCUGAAAUACCAACAACCUUAGUUCGUCUUAUUUUUGGCUUAGUUCGUACAUCGACUACAUUAAGAAAUCAGUUUAUUACAACUAAAGGUCUUCUUGUUAUUGCUAAUGCUUUGAAUCAAUCACAGGCGAAACAUUUAACAAAGAGUUUACUUGAUGAAGUUAUAAGUUUUACGUGUCAUCUGCUGAAGGCGAUCAGUACGACUUAUGAGGGUGGCGCUACUACUUUGAAUACUCACAGUAAUUCAAUGGUUAAUUCUAAUGUUCAUGUUAUAUUAAUUAAACAAAUGUACGGUUACUUAAUAAGUAAUUCAGAACUGUGGUGCAGAGCAACAGUAGAUGUUCAGGAAUACUUAUACCAAUUUUUAGCUACUGAUUUUAUGGAAGCAGUUAUCUCAGGUUAUAUUGGUCGAACUGGAACUGUGAUACAUUGUUUAAACACAUUGAAAUAUUAUCUGGCAUUGGCUAAUCCUCGUGCACGAAGUGGAUAUGAACUUGGUACACCAGGUCAUGAGGUAAUAGGCUCAGUUGAAGAGAUAAUUAAACUUCGUACCAACUUAUUAAUUUAUCUGAAACGUUUAUUUUCACGUGUACAUGAACCAGAAAAUACACAUGAUGUAUUAUAUUUACUAGUCAGUACAUUGAUUGAAUUUCCAACUACCUGUGGUUCAGUAUUUAUUCGUACUAAUGGAAUACAUUGUGUAUUUAAACUACUCACCUCCGAAGAUGAACAUGUUCGAAUAUAUAGUAUCAAAUUAUUUGGAUUGUAUCUUCUGUAUGGAAAACACUGUUAG